Neltuma alba is the source of this 2638-nucleotide messenger RNA. RefSeq names its product acetyl-coenzyme A synthetase, chloroplastic/glyoxysomal. Gene Ontology annotation, molecular function: acetyl-CoA synthetase activity; AMP binding. The record is from RefSeq and is a predicted model, not a curated record. Bases 93 to 2348 code for a protein of 751 amino acids. NCBI's taxonomy places the organism in Eukaryota, Viridiplantae, Streptophyta, Magnoliopsida, Fabales, Fabaceae. The transcript has 19 exons.
UGCUGUGCCUUUGAAGAUAUCAUUAAACAAAACCCAUAUCUUAUACAAAUUCAAAUCGCGCGAGCUAUCCUCCAGCAACGCGCCACCCAAGGAUGAUUCUCACGUCUUAUAACCCUGUUCGGGCUAUUCCGGCUGGUGCCAGCGAAUCUCGUUCUGAAGCUUCAUCGCUUUCUCUUUCUUCUGUCUCUCCCUUGUGGAGGGGUAACAUCAGUAGCGGAAGGAGGAGGAAUCUACGAGUAGCGAGGCGAAACAUGGCUUCGAAUUUGACCACUAACAAUUUCCUACGCCACGUAGAAUCCAUGACGGAGCUGCCAUCAGGUGCUGGUCACAUUUCGAAACUGAACGCUGUGGUUCUCGGUGAAGCUCUCGCUACUGAAGAGAACGAAUUGGUGUUUCCCAGCAAGGAGUUCUCUAGCCAAGCACUCGUUCAGUCCCCAGAACAGUAUCUGGAGAUGUACAAGAGGUCCAUAGAGGACCCGGCAGGAUUCUGGUCCGACAUUGCAUCCGAGUUCUAUUGGAAACAAAAAUGGGGUGAUAAAGUACGCGACGAAAAUUUUGAUGUUAGGAAGGGCAAUAUCAAGAUUGAGUGGUUCAAGGGUGGCAUCACCAACAUCUGUUACAAUUGCUUGGAUAGAAAUGUAGAGGCUGGACUUGGCAAUAAGAUAGCCAUUUACUGGGAAGGCAACGAGCCUGGUUCAGAUGGUACUUUGACUUACGCACAGCUCCUGGAUCAAGUUUGCCAGGUUGCAAACUACCUAAAGGAUAUUGGUGUCAGAAAGGGAGAUGCUGUAAUAAUUUACUUGCCCAUGCUGAUGGAGCUCCCCAUCACAAUGCUUGCAUGUGCCCGCAUUGGUGCUGUUCAUUCGGUUGUAUUUGCUGGGUUUUCUGCAGAAUCUCUGGUACAAAGAAUCAUUGAUUGUAAACCGAAAGUUGUGAUUACUUGCAAUGCUGUUAAAAGGGGCUCCAAGAUAAUCCAACUGAAAGACAUAGUUGAUGCUGCUAUUAAUGAGUCAGCCAAAAAUGGGGUCUCUGUAGAUGUAUGCUUAACUUAUGAGAACCAAUCGGCAAUGAAAAGGGAAGAUACAAAAUGGCAGGAAGGACGAGAUAUAUGGUGGCAGGAUGUCAUGCCUCGAUAUCCAACCACUUGUCCGGUGGAAUGGGUUGAUGCAGAGGAUCCACUUUUUCUGCUAUAUACAAGUGGGAGUACCGGAAAACCAAAGGGUGUCCUCCAUACAACAGGUGGCUACAUGGUGUACACCGCUACCACAUUCAAGUAUGCGUUUGACUACAAACCAUCUGAUGUCUACUGGUGUACUGCUGACUGUGGUUGGAUUACUGGGCACAGCUAUGUUACUUACGGACCAAUGCUCAACGGUGCAACAGUAGUUUUGUACGAAGGGGCUCCCAAUUAUCCUGAUGCUGGGCGCAGUUGGGACAUUGUUGACAAAUACAAGGUGACCUUAUUCUACACUGCUCCCACAUUGGUGCGGUCGCUCAUGCGUGAUGGUGAUGAGUAUGUCACCCGGUACUCGAGGAAAUCAUUACGAGUUCUGGGAAGUGUUGGCGAGCCCAUAAAUCCAAGUGCGUGGAGGUGGUUUUACAAUGUAGUCGGAGAUUCAAGAUGUCCUAUCUCUGACACUUGGUGGCAGACGGAAACUGGUGGCUUCAUGAUAACUCCACUACCUGGUGCUUGGCCCCAAAAGCCUGGCUCGGCUACAUUCCCUUUCUUUGGAGUUCAGCCUGUCAUAGUGGAUGAGAAAGGUGUUGAAAUACAAGGUGAAUGUAGCGGUUAUCUGUGUAUUAAAAACUCAUGGCCUGGUGCAUUCCGAACUCUUUAUGGCGAUCAUGAAAGAUAUGAAACAACGUAUUUCAAGCCGUUUCCCGGAUAUUAUUUUUCUGGUGAUGGCUGCAGCAGGGAUAAAGAUGGAUACCACUGGCUCACUGGAAGAGUGGAUGAUGUCAUCAAUGUCAGUGGGCAUCGUAUUGGCACAGCUGAAGUGGAAUCGGCUCUAGUUUCACAUCCUCAAUGUGCAGAAGCUGCUGUGGUUGGUGUUGAGCAUGAGGUUAAAGGGCAGGGUAUCUAUGCAUUUGUCACUCUUGUAGACGGUGUUCCCUACAGUGAAGAGCUGCGGAAGAGCCUCAUACUCACAGUUCGAAAGCAGAUAGGAGCUUUUGCUGCCCCUGACAAAAUCCAUUGGGCUCCUGGCCUCCCAAAAACAAGGAGCGGAAAGAUCAUGCGAAGAAUCCUGAGAAAAAUUGCUUCCAGGCAAUUGGAUGAGCUUGGAGACACAAGUACCCUUUCAGAUCCAAACGUGGUCAAUCAACUUAUACAACUUGCUGAUUGCUGAAUCUCCCAAGUCUCUGAUAUCUGGAGGUAUAAUACCGGCAUAACUGACCUAUUAGAGGCUUUGCCAAUGUCGUCAUAAAGAGCAGCAAGAGGACGAGUUUUUGAUUGUUAUGAAAUUGUUGUGCCUUUUAUUUCGUGGCCGCUUGGGACCUCAGAAUCUUGGAGAAUAAGAUAUUUCUAGUAGUUUUGUCCUCAUUUUCAUACCGGUCGUUUGAUGUUGCGUGUGGCCAAUGAAAUAAUAGAACACGGGGCUUUUGUAAAAUUAUUAUGGGACUUACAAAAUUUUAGAUA